Molecule: messenger RNA, 1069 nt
Organism: Solanum lycopersicum (tomato)
Lineage: Eukaryota; Viridiplantae; Streptophyta; Magnoliopsida; Solanales; Solanaceae
Product: transcription factor BHLH089-like
Biological process (GO): regulation of DNA-templated transcription
Cellular component (GO): nucleus
Molecular function (GO): protein dimerization activity; DNA-binding transcription factor activity
Source: RefSeq, a predicted model, not a curated record
AUUGGUUGGGUGGGGGUGCAUAAGUGAGGUGAUGUGGAAACCACUCUCCUUAGAAGUGACUUCUUUUCAACUCCCGAGGCUCUGUCACUCUCCAAACAGAUCUCAUCUCUCACACUGCUUUCAUCUUUUGUUCACCAUUACUAUGCUAAUUAUAUAUGCAUUAUUUUUUCUGUAAUGGAUCCUCAUUCUACUAUAAUGAGUGCGUUUCAAACUGCGACUAAUUUGGCGGAGAUCUGGCCCUAUCACCAUCUUCUCGACCACACUACUAAUCACGCCGCCACAAAGCGACGCGACGAUGAUGAAUCUGCUAUUGCAGUUUCAACUAGUGGAAAUGCCUUGCAGACUGAAUCUGAUAGUAAGCGGCUGAAGGCCACAAGAUCAAACGAGAAUGGGGAAUAUUCAGGAGGGAAUUCAGGAAAAUCUUCAGACCAACCUGCAAAGCCACCAGCUGAACCACCUAAGGACUACAUCCAUGUGCGAGCGAGGAGAGGUCAAGCUACCGAUAGUCAUAGCCUAGCAGAAAGAGCCAGAAGAGAAAAGAUUAGUGACAGGAUGAAAAUCCUACAAGACUUGGUCCCUGGUUGUAACAAGGUUAUUGGAAAAGCUCUUGUCCUUGAUGAGAUAAUCAAUUAUGUCCAAUCAUUACAACGUCAGGUUGAGUUCCUAUCAAUGAAGCUUGAAGCAGUUAAUACAAGAGUAACCCCAACCAUCGAAGGAAUUCCUACUAAAGACUUUGGGCAGCAAACAUUCGAGACAAACGCUAUGGCAUUUGGUUCACAAGGUACAAGGGAAUAUGCUGGGGGGACAUCACCAGACUGGUUGCACAUGCAGAUAGGUGGUGGAUUUGAAAGAACGACAUAAAGUAAAUAAUUGGAGGCAUCAAAGGCUAAUAAAUUCUUAGGAGGCUAAUGCUUCCUCCAGGAACUGCCAAAAUAUAUAACAGUUCCUUGAUUUAUAGGUAGAUAACUGAUCAGGAACAGAUUUUUUGUAUCAUGUAUGUCUUUAGGACACCGCGAACCAAAUCAUCAUCUCCUUUCCUCCUUUAAUUUAACAGCACAUUUCUUUCAAA